AUGGCGCGCCUCAACACCAGGGGCCAGAAGAAACAAGAAGACUCAGCAAGGACAAGACCGCAGCGUCUGACGGAGCGAUAUGUUUCUCCCCCGCCAUCGACAAUUAAGGAGCGCCGCGGAGAGCCGCAAAAACCGUGGACAAUGAUAAUGCCUAGGGGGACAUUAUUCGACGAAGAGCCGGCAGAAAAGCCUCGAUUGGUGCGAAGCAAGUCAACAAGGACGAGGGCAAAGACGUUCUCCGAGCAGAACUUUGAUAUAUUUGCUGAUAGCGACGGGACGACUGAGCGGGAUACGCCUAAAGCGAAGAAGGCGACGCCUCUAAAGCUGGCACGCACCAAUUCCAUGAUCUUACCCGUACCACAGCAACCUCGAGCGCGGACAAGCCGGAAAUCAGAACUAUACAAUUAUGAUAAGGAGAAUGACCCGCUGGAGGAGGAGCUGGAUCCGGAACCUACUUCACUAUCUAGAAACCCGUCUGAUGCGUCUUCGACACGACGUUCGCCCACAAGGAGUCGAGCCGCGCAGCAAUUUACGACGUACCGACAGUCGCAACAGGAAUCAGAAAAUGAGAAUGAGAAUGAUGACAGCUACAAUUCGCUCGAUGACUUUAUUGUUAGCGACAAUGACGAGCCGAGCUAUCAUGAAACAUCAGAAGAUGAAUCUGAGGAAGAGGAAGAGGAACGCAAGGUGCCUCCACCAACACAAAAGAGAAGGUUAUUCCGGGGAAGGCGACCGAACCCUACGCUUGAGCUAGGGAAUGCUUUGCGAGAGUCUUCACGACGGCCAGACCUUCGUCUUGAGCCGUCUGUACCGGCUGCGAUUGCGGUACCGUCCCCGAAACGGAACAGUGUCUCAAGGAAACUAUUCCAGAAAGAAGCAGACGUCUCUGAGAAAAUGGAUCGUUUGAAUCUGGAAGACAGUGAUCCGUCAUCCCAGCUUCAAAAUGACCUGUUCGGGUAUGCCUCUUCCGGCGUCAAAGCCGUGCUUGCUAUACUAACUCUAGGCAGGGCUGUAGCGGUCUCGAAAUCACCAUCUUCCCCACGGCCUAGAGACUCCCCCUUCCAGACACCGCCCUCCAGUCCUUCAAGGAGUCUCCUGCGCUCUCCCAGAAAGGACAAAGUUCAAAUACCGCCGACACCAUACCGUGAGAGUUCGGACGCCUUUUGGAGUCUGGAAAUCACUAACAACUGGAUCGACGAACACUCUCCACGGAAAGUAGAUUCACUAUUGCAAGAGUUUGAUGAGUCUGACUACGACUCUCGAGCCAAGCCGAAAAUAUCAGGGGCUAAGCAACCGGUAAAAACCCCUAGUAAGACCGCACUGAAGAAAGCAGAAGCCGAGGCAAAAAGGGCUGCAUUGGCACGCAAGAAGUCGUUUGACGACAAAAAAGCAGCACUUGCAGAGGAUUUCCUCAAGGUUCUCGACGAUGCCGUUUCCGGGGGCGAGGUUCAAAAGCGCUCUGCAGAGACCGGUGGUGUUCGUAUCGUCUGGAGUAAGACACUUCAGACCACGGCCGGACGUGCAAACUGGAAACGAGAUAGGUCCGUGACGGACAGCCGGUCCAUGUCCCCGGCCAAUAGCUCCAGCUCAUCAGGCAGUGAGACGCCAUCAGUUACCAUAAAGCACUAUGCCACCAUCGAACUGGCUGAAAGAAUUAUUGACGACGAGGACAGACUGAUCAAUACCUUGGCACAUGAGUACUGCCAUCUUGCCAACUACAUCAUUUCGAAUAUCCGCAACCAACCACACGGCGCUAGCUUCCAGGCAUGGGGAAGAAAAUGCAAGGAAGCACUAAAAGACCACCCAAUCUAUGGUAGUCGAAUUGAGGUAACUACGAAACACAACUACAAGAUCGACUACAAAUACGUCUGGACCUGUGUGGACUGCUGCCAGAACUACGGACGUCACUCCAAGAGCAUCGACCCUGGAAGACAUAGAUGCGGCAUGUGUAAGGGUCUACUGCAGCAGAUUAAGCCCAAGCCAAGGAGUGUUUCGCCUAGGAAGAAGCCUGCUCCUGUUACUGCGGUAAAUGACAUGACGGCGGGCUUGGAGGCUGUUAGUUUGGAUCCGUGACGUACGGCAUUACGAGCGCUUCUGGACAACGGCUCACUUGAUAUGGUGUUUUUUUUUGAAUCUAUUGGAGUUCAAUGAGUUAGCACUCUUUAGCGAGGUUGGGCUUUCUAUUUCUGUCUCUUGUUCGGUUUCCCCCCCCAACAAUCUGCCAAUGCUUAAAUACUUUAUCAGAUGUCGCCAGGACAUGUACAUAUCCUGAAAUAAUAGCACACCGGAUCUACCAUAGU
Molecule: messenger RNA, 2300 nt
Organism: Aspergillus nidulans FGSC A4
Lineage: Eukaryota; Fungi; Ascomycota; Eurotiomycetes; Eurotiales; Aspergillaceae
Product: SprT family zinc-dependent metalloprotease
Exons: 1
Coding region: 1-2073 (690 amino acids)
Biological process (GO): response to stress
Source: RefSeq, a predicted model, not a curated record